Molecule: messenger RNA, 786 nt
Organism: Entamoeba histolytica HM-1:IMSS
Lineage: Eukaryota; Evosea; Mastigamoebida; Endamoebidae
Product: EF-hand calcium-binding domain containing protein
Exons: 2
Coding region: 1-786 (261 amino acids)
Biological process (GO): mRNA splicing, via spliceosome
Cellular component (GO): RES complex; U2-type spliceosomal complex
Molecular function (GO): calcium ion binding; RNA binding
Source: RefSeq, a predicted model, not a curated record
AUGAUAGAUACAGAACAAUUAAUCACAGCUGUCUUCAAUGAACUUGAUGAAGAGCAUACUGGGUAUAUUGAUAUUAGUGAAUAUUAUGCUGGACUUUGCCAAUUCGUUCCUGAAGCAUCUUUUGAUGCUGCAAAGGCUUUGUUUAAAAUCUCUGAUAUUCAAAAAAACAAUCGGAUUGACUUAAAGCAAUUUACUGAGUUAGUUCAUUUUUAUGUCAAAAACCAAGACGACGAAGAUGAGUAUUCAAUUCUUUUUAAAAAAUGUAGUUCAAAUGGUUUUGUUCAAAUAGAACAAGUUCACCAAAUGUUUAUUGCUAUCAACAAUAAACUAACAAAAGAACGAAUUGAUGAAGUGUGUAAAGAGUGUCAUAAAGAACAAGAAGAUAAAUUAAAUUAUCAAGAAUAUAUGAGCUGUGCAUCAAAAGCAAAACAGAAACCUUUUAAAACAAGAGAAGAUGAACGUGAUAAGAUUUAUAGAGAGAAACAACGAUUUGGUGAUCCUAUGAGACAGAUGUUUAAAAAAAGAAAAGAAAAAGAAUUAAAGAAAGGAAUUGAAGAAAAAGCACAAGAAAUGAAUGAAAUAAAGGAAGGGAUGAAAGAAACAACCAUAAAGCAACGACCAAAAUACCAAGGGAAAUUUCCACAAAAUAGAUUUGGAAUUGCACCUGAUUAUAAGUGGGAUGGGAUUGAUAGAGGGAAUGGAUUUGAAAUGAAAUACUUUGCACAAGUGAAUAAGAAAAUCAUUCAAAAGAGGAAAGAAGAUAUUAAUGAUGUUGUAGAUUGGUGA